Mucor mucedo is the source of this 724-nucleotide messenger RNA. Its product is annotated as ML domain-containing protein. Gene Ontology annotation, molecular function: sterol binding. The transcript has 4 exons. Gene Ontology annotation, biological process: intracellular sterol transport. The record is from RefSeq and is a predicted model, not a curated record. The coding region runs from base 21 to 590 and encodes 189 amino acids. NCBI's taxonomy places the organism in Eukaryota, Fungi, Mucoromycota, Mucoromycetes, Mucorales, Mucoraceae.
AAAAAAAAAAAAAAAAAACGAUGAAGUCUUCUAACUGGGCACUUUCCACCAUUAUUUUUAUAAUUAUCAAUGGUAUCUCUGCUAGCUUGAUCUACUGGCCAAGUCAUUCAUACUCUUCUUCAUAUCAACUUUCUGGAUCAAGAGCAUCCAACGUGCAUAUCACCGAUUGCAGUUCCAGUGAUUUCGUAUUACACAUUCACAGUGUUAAAAUCUCCCCUGAAAUCGUUACUGCUGGCGGUGAAUUGACUAUCGAAGCGUCAGGAACUUUGGACGAACCUGUUAUACCUGGUGCAUCUGCAGAUGUUACAGUUAAACUUGGAGUUGUUAAGUUGUUACAUAAAACCUUUGAUAUUUGUGAAGAAUUGGAGAAAAAGAAGGACGAGGUUGAGCUACAAUGCCCUAUUAAAGAUGGUUAUCUUACGCUUACACAAAAAGUGACAUUACCUAAAGAGGUUCCUAAAGCCAAAUUUUCUGUUUUGGUUCAUGCUUACACAGCCGACGAAAAACGUUUGGCAUGCCUUCAGGUCAUGGUUGACUUCCGUGUUCAUCCUUCCAACAGACUCUUACAGAUGUUUGAACAAAAUGAAUGAUCUGUGACUAAUCAUAGAAUAUACAACCCACUUCAAUUGUUUGUACGAUGACCAUACAUAAAUAAAUAUCUCACGUGUACUGCUGUUACUUUAGUAAUUAAAUCCAAAAACAUGAAACUUGAGACUGUUCAUGA